AUGCGGGAGAUUGACGCUCCUCAGAGUGGUUCGACCGCCAACCUGGCCAUCAAGCUAAAACCACCAUCAGCCAAUGCUCCAGCGGAUGCUCCAGCGAAGGUAGGGGCUGAGCACCAAACGUCAGCAGCCCCAGCCCCCCUAAUUUGCCGGAACGGCAGCUGCUCGCUGAUGUGCCGAUGCGUGGACGUCACCGUCGUCACAGCAGGCAGAGCUCUCCGGCGAUUCCUUGUUUUCUCUCUCUUACAUACACCUCAACCGAUCCAGACUCUGCGUGGCGAGAGGGCGUCGAUGGGCAUUGAGUCUUCUGCUUCUGCUGAUUUUAUUACUCUUGCUGCGUUCUAA
Messenger RNA from Trichoderma gamsii, 342 nucleotides. RefSeq lists its product as hypothetical. Bases 1 to 342 code for a protein of 113 amino acids. The transcript has a single exon. The record is from RefSeq and is a predicted model, not a curated record. NCBI's taxonomy places the organism in Eukaryota, Fungi, Ascomycota, Sordariomycetes, Hypocreales, Hypocreaceae.